AUGGUUGCCACGGCGGCGCUGGACGUGGAGAAGGCCGCGGACGGCGCGAAGGGCGCGACGGAGGUCGGCAUCGACAACAAGGCGCACGAGAAGUACACGCUGAUCACGCUCACGACGCCCAACCGCCCGGGCCUGCUCAACGCCAUGUCGGCCGCGUUCCGCGACAUGGGCAUUGACAUCCUCAAGGCCGAGCUCGACAUCCAGGGCAAGAUCGCCGUCGACAAGUUCUACGUCCUCGACGUCGAGACGCGCCAGAAGAUCACCAAGGCGGAGGACCAGGAGCAGAUCAAGCGGACGAUCGCGACGGUGGUGGAGGGCAAGCACACGGGCAACACGCCGCGCCCCUACAUGGGCCCCAUCAACGAGACGCGCGGGCGCAAGGAGCUGCUCUACUCGAUGAUGGACACGUACUCGAAGAACGACGUCCUCUCGAUCCAGCAGUCGAUCAUCAACCACGUCGAGUACACCCUCGCGCGGACGCGCUACCGCUUCUCGGUGCAGGAGGCGUACCAGGCCACGGCCUUCUCCGUGCGCGACCGGCUGAUCGAGGUGUGGAACGACACGCAGACGUGGCUCCGCGAGGCCGACCCGAAGCGCGUGUACUACCUGUCGAUGGAGUUCCUCCAGGGCCGGAGCCUGAAGAACGCGCUGUACAACCUCAACGUCAAGGACGCCUACACCGAGGCGCUCGAGGAGCUCGGGUACGACCUCGAGGAGCUCGCGGAGUGCGAGCGCGACGCGGCGCUCGGCAACGGCGGCCUCGGGCGCCUCGCGUCGUGCUUCCUCGACUCGAUGGCCAGCCUGGAGCUCCCCGCGUGGGGGUACGGCAUCCGCUACCAGUACGGGAUGUUCCGGCAGACGCUCCAGGACGGGUUCCAGCACGAGCAGCCGGACUACUGGCUGACGUUCGGGAACCCGUGGGAGAUCGAGCGCAACGUGGUGACGUACCCGGUGAAGUUCUUCGGCCACGUGAGCGUGUACGAGGAGAACGGGAAGCAGAAGUUCAAGUGGCACCCGGGCGAGGAGGUGACGGCGGUGGCGCACGACAACCCGAUCCCCGGGUUCGACACGCAGCACACGAUCAACCUGCGCCUCUGGAGCGCCAAGCCCGUGCGGCAGUUCGACCUCGAGGCGUUCAACACGGGCGACUACGUGCAGGCCAUCCUGGCCCGGCAGCGCGCGGAGACGAUCUCGUCGGUGCUGUACCCGGACGACCGCACGUACGAGGGGCGCGAGCUGCGGCUGAAGCAGCAGUUCUUCUUCUGCUCGGCGUCGCUGCAGGACGUGGUGCGGCGGUACCGCGAGACGCACGACACGAUGGACCUGUUCGCGGACAAGGUGGCGUUCCAGCUGAACGACACGCACCCGGUGAUCGCGGUGCCGGAGCUGAUGCGGCUGCUGAUCGACGACUGCGGCCUGGGCUGGACCAAGUCGUGGGAGAUCACGACCAAGGUCUUUGCGUUCACCAACCACACGGUGAUGCCCGAGGCGCUCGAGAAGUGGCCGGUGCAGAUGAUGGAGAAGCUGCUCCCGCGGCACAUGCAGAUCAUCUACGACAUCAACUGGCGCUUCAUCCAGCUGGUCAAGGACAAGAAGGGGCCCAACUGGCCGGGGCUGCAGAACAUGUCGAUCAUCGAGGAGGACGCGUACGGCGGCAAGGUCAUCAAGAUGGCCAACCUCGCGUGCGUCGCGAGCCACACCAUCAACGGCGUCGCGGCCAUCCACUCGCAGAUCAUCAAGGACACCAUCCUGAAGGAGUUCUACGAGCUCUGGCCGGAGAAGUUCCAGAACAAGACCAACGGCGUGACGCAGCGCCGCUGGCUCGCCUUCUGCAACCCCCCGCUGCGCAUGCUCAUCACCGAGACGCUCGGGACGGACAAGUGGAUCAAGGACCUCACGCUGCUCGAGGGCCUCCGCGCGCACGCCAAGGACCCCGCCUUCCAGGAGAAGUGGGUCGCGGCCAAGCUCGAGAGCAAGCAGCGCCUCGCCGCCAAGGUCAAGGAGCUCACGGGCGUCGAGGUCAACCCCAACGCGCUCUUCGACGUCCAGGUGAAGCGCAUCCACGAGUACAAGCGGCAGCUGCUCAACGUGCUCGGCGUGGUGCAGCGGUACCGCGAGAUCAAGAAGAUGACGCCCGAGCAGCGCAAGAAGGUCGUCCCGCGCGUGGUGAUGCUCGGCGGCAAGGCGGCGCCGGGCUACGAGAUGGCCAAGCGCAUCAUCAAGCUCGUGUCGGCCGUCGGCGAGAAGAUCAACAACGACAAGGACGUCGGCGACCUCCUGAAGCUCGUGUUCCUGCCGGACUACAACGUCAGCCUCGCGGAGGUCAUCGUGCCGGGCACGGAGCUCUCGCAGCACAUCUCGACGGCCGGCACGGAGGCGUCGGGCACGUCCAACAUGAAGUUCGCGAUGAACGGCUCGCUGAUCAUCGGCACGAUGGACGGCGCCAACGUCGAGAUCGCCGAGGAGAUUGGCGAGGAGAACAUGUUCAUCUUCGGCGCGCGCACGCCCGAGGUGCCCAAGCUGCGCAAGGAGCGCCGCUCGCUCAAGCCGGACCCGCGCUUCACCGAGGUGUGCGCGUCCGUGCGGAAGGGCGACUUCGGGUGGCAGGACUACCUGCUGCCCGUCAUCGACAACGUGGAGGGCACCGACUUCUACCUGGUCGCCAACGACUUCCCGAGCUACCUCGAGACGCAGAAGCGCGUCGACGACCUGUACCGCGACCAGGCCAAGUGGAACGAGAUGUCCAUCCUCUCCGUCGCGGGCAUGGCCAAGUUCUCGUCCGACCGCACCAUCAAGCAGUACGCCGACGAGAUCUGGGGCAUCCAGCCCUGCCCCAACCCGGGCGACGGCAACGGCGGCGCCACCAGCAACAACUGA
Molecule: messenger RNA, 2877 nt
Organism: Pedinophyceae sp. YPF-701
Lineage: Eukaryota; Viridiplantae; Chlorophyta; Pedinophyceae
Source: the annotation of a GenBank genome assembly